This is a messenger RNA of Zychaea mexicana, 1401 nucleotides long. RefSeq lists its product as uncharacterized. NCBI's taxonomy places the organism in Eukaryota, Fungi, Mucoromycota, Mucoromycetes, Mucorales, Lichtheimiaceae. Gene Ontology annotation, molecular function: single-stranded DNA binding; ubiquitin protein ligase activity. Bases 1 to 1401 code for a protein of 466 amino acids. The record is from RefSeq and is a predicted model, not a curated record. Gene Ontology annotation, biological process: protein monoubiquitination; DNA damage tolerance. The transcript is spliced from 5 exons. Gene Ontology annotation, cellular component: Rad6-Rad18 complex; nucleus.
AUGGAAGACAUCCACGAUCCGACUGAUUUUAAGAACACCAGUUUACAACAGCUUGAUCUAAAUUUACGCUGUACAAUAUGUAAAGAUCUCUAUACCACACCCAUGCAGUUAACGACGUGUAUCCAUUCCUUUUGCGCUCUUUGCAUCCGACGUCGACUAGCACAGGAACGCAUAUGCCCUAGUUGCAAUGCACCGGCCGAUGAAUCAAAGCUGAUCCGUAAUAGUGUACUUGAUGAAUGCGCAAAUACGUGGCGUUUGGCUGCGAGACAAGUUGCGAUUGCUUUAGAACAAGGGCAAGCCGGUGUCAAUAAUAGUGUAGAGCCGUCACCACCACCACAGCAACAGCAACAGCAGCAAGAGUCGUUACCACUCCGUUCACAAGGACGAGUGGCGACCCCACUAGCAGCAGCACCUAUAUCUUCGCCAGCAGCAAGUCGACGAUCCGCGCGUAUUGGAAACCAACAACAACCACGCUAUAAAGAACCGAUCAUUCUUGACGAUGAUGAUUUCCAACAACAACAACAACCGCAGCCAGCAGCAGAAGCACCAACAGCAGCUCCUCCAACACAGCCACAACCACAACAAUCACCUCCUCCUGCUCCGCAGACAUCAUCACCUACAACCGUCAAUAUUACUACUGUUGCUGCAGCCACUGCACCUACACACGAUCGAAUAACGCAGGAUUCGGAGGUGCAAUGUCCUAUAUGUAGCCAGUUCAUGAAACAGGCUCAUAUCAACGAACAUUUGGAUCGGUGCAUGAGAGGCGAUAGUACUAUCCCACAGGCAUCAAGGCAAUUUUUGAGACAACCAGCCUCAUCCUCGUCGUCACCAGCCAGCUCUUCUCCUGUAACUGCUGUAACACCGCCAACACCAACAGCUACCUCGCCGGUCAGUAGCAGACGGGAUCAAAGACAAAACACUAAUCGUUACGGCAAGAAACCAAUUAAGCUAGUGUACGAUAUGCAAAAGGAUAGAGACUUGCGCAAAGUACUACGGGACUUGGGUUUGCCGGACCAUGGCGAUAAACAACAACUUGUCUGGCGGCAUAAGGAAUAUGUGACACUGUACUACGCCAACUUGGAUGCUGAGCAUCCAAAGGAGCCCAGGGCGUUGAUCCAGCAACUCAACGAAGCCGAACUGGGCUACAACCAGGUGCGCAACAGCGCACAUUCUCCGCAACUGAACAUUGAGGAGCAUAAUAGAAAAUACAAAGAUCAGUUUGCAGAACUGAUUGCAAGUGCUCGGAAGCGAGUACGAGUGUCAUCAUCAUCAUCAGCAACUUCUUCCUCUCAAGAUGCGGACCCAAACAACGCUAUUAAUACUACUACCUCAACGACAGAACCGCUACCAUCAUCAUCAUCACUACCAUCGACAGCAAAAGAAAAUAAACAAAUGAAAUAA